ACAAUCUGUUUCAAAGAAUGCUGUAAGAUUCUUCUGUCUUCCCCCAAAGAAUGCUGUAAGAUUCUUCUUGUCUUCCCCCAUCCCUGUCAAUACAGGUUUACGUACAGGAAUGCUCAAUGUUGUUAGGUGGUGAGAAGAUGCAUUAUGUAAGAGAUGACCUCAUAGCGUCCAUGGAAAGCAAUUCUGCAUUCUGUAAAUUGUAAUACUGUUAGUUUACAUACACUGUGAUGGUAAACAACUUGGGUACAGAAGCUUCUAGCCAUUAUUUACACGCUACAAGGCAACAAAGAAGCUCUCUUGUCCUGAUCACGGAGACAUGGACCAGCUGAGACUUACUCCUUCCAAAAGGAAGAAACAGAUGGCUGAAAAUGAAGAAAGACGAUCAAACUAAUAGCAGGCUUCUGUCCACAUCGUCGAAUAUAUUGUGCCACGAUUGUGGGUCAAUCAAUAUCCUUCCGCACUCCACUGGUAUUCUUCUAAAACCAGAACCACGGCAUUUAUUCGUUUUCAUUUAGCAUAUGUCCAACUGUAGGCAGGAAUCUUUUGAAUUCCCGCCUCUACCAUCACUCUCCUAGCAUAAGCAGCCAAAUCCCAUCUCCCUACACAAGCAUUGAUGUUGGAUAAGGCUACAUACCGUCCAGAAUACUGUGGUUGUAAUUCGAUUAACUUUUGGCCCACUUCAUGUCCUAGCCUCAUUUCUCCAUGGAUUGUGCAAGAACUGAGAAGUGAACCUAAUACAGAACCGUCGGGCUCACAAGGCAUGCCGUCGAUAAAAUCACUUGCCUCUCCCAGUAACCCUGCUCUGCCCAUGAGAUCAACUAAGCAACCAUAAUGCUCCAAUCUUGGUACCACUUUGAAUUCGUUUUGCAUUGACUGAAAUAAUUUCAAACCAUACUCAACAAGCUCGGCACGAGCACAAGCAGUGAGUAAUGCCACGAAGGUAACUUCAUUCGGGUGCAGGCCUUCAACCUUGAUCAUCUUCUCAAACAUAUGUAUGGCUUCCUUCUCUCUGCCGUUAUUUGCAAAUGCAGAAAUGAGUGCAUUCCAAGUGCAAACUUCUUUAAACACAAUUGUAUUAAAAACCAGCACCGCUUUAUCCAGAAAUCCCAACUUCCCAUAGAGAUCAGCCAGUGCUGUCCCCAUAAACACAGUGAAACAAAGCUCAUUCCUGAUCAUGUACCCAUGAAUUUGCCUUCCGAGAACAAGAGCUCCACAGUCUAAACUAGCGCACGAAGACAAUAUACUAACAUAAGUUGCUUCAUUCGGUCUAACCGAACCAUGAAGCACAUCAUCGUGCACCAUCAUAUCCUUGAAAAACAGAAUUGCCUCGCGGAAAAGACCGUUUUUUGCAAACCCAUUAAUCACGCUAGUCCAAGUAACGACAUCUCUCUGCCGCAUAGUUUCAAACAUCACAAGAGCAGAACCCACGUCACCAUUCUUAGCAUAAGCAUCAAUUAUCGCAUUAUACUCAAAGACACCAGGAGAGAGAAUUUCGUCGAACACCUUGCGGGCACCCACUCCAUCACCGAAGAGCGAAUACAUUCCAACCAAAGACGUCGGCACAAACGGAUCCGCUAGCAAACCCCUUCUCAGAGCUUGGCCGUGAAGGGAAAUAGCGCCGCGGAAAGCACAGCAGAGUCCAGCAGCUUUGAUCAGGGAAGGGAAAGAGUGGGCGUUUGGUGGGAUUUGGUGGGCGAGCAUAAGCUUGAACAGGCGACAUGUGUGUCGUGUAUGGCCGAAACUGACGUACCCUCGCAUCAGAGUGUUGUAGAAAAGCGUGGGUUUCCAUUUCGAGAAUGGGUCCUGAGAGAGAAGGCUUCUGGUGAUUACGUGGGCGUGGAUUUGCUUGACCUGAAUUCGGUGUUUGAUGAAAUGCUGGAGGAGUUGGAGAAGGGUUUCGGCUGACUGCGGCGGUGGCAUUUACCGGCGGAAAGCAUGACGCGCGAGGCGCGAUCAAUGAAUGCCGUGGCUUUUGGAAAACUUUAGGCCUUUUCCACCGAAACUACUAUUAACCGUGGUGGGCUUGGCAUUUCCCGAGUACCAACUUUGGGCCUAGUACUCAGGAAUCAGGAUGACAUAAAAUACCCAGCAAUACAAAGGCCGGGCCUGAUAGGUGGGCCUUGGCUUUCCCAGACGGCGCCGUAUUCGCUAGUAGAACUCAAGAGGGUGGAGGCCGGAGGGUUGCGUGGCCGGAAUCUCUCGCUCUCAUCAUCGGCAGCUUCCAGAAUAUUGGCGCCCACUCCCAGCCGCCCACCACCAAAGCCCACUGCUUCAGAGCUUCUUCUCUUCCCCUUUCUCUACUCAUAUCACUCCCUCACCUCUUCUUCUUCUCCUGGCUUCACAGUUCGCGCAAUGGCUGAUUCCUUCAAGAAAAUCCAAAUUCAGAGGGAAGACACUGUCAGUUCUCCUUCCCUUUCUUCUUCAGUUCUUCUGAUUCCCUCGUGUUUUUAUUUUCCGCGUGUGAGGCUGGGAUGGGAUGAUCGUUUUUCGGGUGUCGGGAAUGGAGGUUUUAAUGGGUAUUUGUUGUUCAGACGUAGAUUGGUUUAAUUUCAUAUGGCUCAGCAAAUUUGAAUUAUUUUGUUGUGAGCUUGAAUCCAUGGACGAUGUUGAGUUCGCUUUCUGUUAGGCUUGAUUUCUGGUUCUCAAUUUGUGGGUUAUGUUUAAUUUCUCUGUGUUAUCGGUGCAAUUCACUUUGUUGAUAUUGAUCCAAUUGAAUCAUUUGAGGAUUGCAUGUGUACAACCUGUUUUCUGUUCAGAGUACUGCAUUGCCAGUGUCGGUGUAGUAAUUCAUGGAGAAAUACUUCCCCUUAUUAAUUCUAAGGAUGGUUGGUACUUGGUUGAUUGAUCAGACUUUUGAUGCUUAUGUGGUUGGCAAAGAAGACGCUCCUGGAAUCGUUGUGCUACAGGAGUGGUGGGGUGUGGAUUUUGAGAUCAAGAACCAUGCCAUCAAGAUCUCCCAACUUGACCCUGGAUUUAAGGCCCUUAUACCAGACUUGUAUCGCGGAAAGGUUGGUUUAGAUGUCGCGGAGGCUCAGCAUUUGAUGGACAAUCUUGACUGGCAAGGUGCUGUCAAGGAUAUCCGUGCCUCAGUAAAUUGGCUCAAGGCCAAUGGCUCAAAGAAGGUUGGAGUUACUGGAUUUUGCAUGGGCGGUGCUCUGUCUAUUGCAAGCUCAGUUUUGGUUCCUGAGGUGGAUGCAGCUGUGGCUUUCUAUGGAGUUCCUUCUUCAGAGCUUGCAGAUCCUGCCCAAGCUAAGGCUCCUGUUCAGGCGCAUUUUGGGGAGCUUGAUAACUUUGUUGGCUUUUCUGAUGUCACAGCAGCAAAAGCCUUGGAAGAAAAGCUGAAAGCAUCUGGAGUUCCACACGAGGUCCAUAUCUAUCCAGGCAACGCACAUGCUUUCAUGAACAGAUCUCCAGAUGGUAUCCAGAGGAGGAAGGGCAUGGGAUUGCCAGAUGAAGAUGAAGCUGCUGUCGAGCUGGCAUGGUCUCGAUUCAAAUCAUGGAUGACAAGUCACUUAUCCGCGUGAGUUUUUUUUUUUUCUUCAUCCAGGCCUCUAACCCCGCUUGUUAGCGAUUGUCUAGUUUCCAAACAGUACCAUGAACCUAAACCUAUGAGUGCACCAUAGCCUCUUGCGGAGAAUCGUAUCACCGGGUGUUGGAUGUUAAUCAUGUUCGAAAAAAUUAUUGUGUCCAAAACAUCAUCUUGAUUAGAUCUGAGUUGAUUUGGUAUCUCGGAUUUACUGAUGAUGAAAAGGGAAUCCCCAUGUGCUUUCUUUGAAACUGUUAAAUGCCCUUAUGGUCUUCUGUAUCUACUAUGGUGUAUGGUCUAUGAGAAAUAAUAACAGAAAGAACGCAUGGAGUGGAAGCC
Linum tenue is the source of this 3865-nucleotide messenger RNA. The record is from the annotation of a GenBank genome assembly. NCBI's taxonomy places the organism in Eukaryota, Viridiplantae, Streptophyta, Magnoliopsida, Malpighiales, Linaceae.